Rotaria socialis is the source of this 360-nucleotide messenger RNA. NCBI's taxonomy places the organism in Eukaryota, Metazoa, Rotifera, Eurotatoria, Philodinida, Philodinidae. The record is from the annotation of a GenBank genome assembly.
AUGUCGUUGGAUACAUGGGACCAGAAAAUAGGACAUGCUACAGUGUUAUUGCAUAAAAAUAAAGAAGAUGAUGCGUUAAAAAUAUUAACAGAAAUAAUAGACGACAUGUCCAAAAAUGUUACAGGUCUUAAGAAUGAAGAAAAGGCAGAUCUUAUAACAACAGCAUGUCUUGAACGGAUCAACAUACAUUUUGACAAGAAAAUGUUCGAAGAGGUGUUAAUCGACUUUAAUAUUCUGGAAAAAAAUCACUACGACAUUUAUCUUCAUCCAGAUUCCUGUCUAAAAAAGACGGAAUCAAUGGAGCAAGUAGCUCGAGCUAAUUUAGACAUGGAAUUCAAGAAAAUGGAUAGUAGCUUGUAA